GCAAGUAUGAAAUACAGAGUAACUGAUGUCUUCUUCAACCCAUCUUCUUCAACCUAAUUUCAGUUUUCUGGGGGAAAAACUUUCAUACAAUUAGCAAGUUUGCUUGGGAAAGGUGAAUGUUAGAUUGAAAUCUCGUUUCCCAUUCGUUUCCGGGAUGAAUUCCGUUUCAAAUACGUCUCUAUUUUACUGAAACGGUUUUGGCGCGUUCCGGAACGCGUUUCCCGAUUUCCCCGUUCCAGGAAGUUUCGGAAACGAUUUUUGGAAAUACUCCUGAUUGGGUAAAGUGACACAAUUCUUAUGGAGUGUGUAGUUCAAGGGAUCAUUGAGACCCAGCAUGUGGAAGCACUGGAGAUUCUUCUUCAGGGGCUUUGUGGAGUCAAUAAGGAGAGGUUAAGGAUUCACGAAUUAUGCUUAAAAAGCAGCCAAAACCUUGGAUUUGUAUCCUCCGAGGUUCGACUUAUAUGUGAUCUUGAGCAGACUGAACCUACUUGGAUAGUUCGUCAUAUUGGUGGUGCAAUGAGAGGUGCUGGUGCUGACCUGAUCUCUGUUCUGGUCCGGACCAUGGUAGAAAGCAAAGCUAGCAAGAAUGCCCUCCGCUUAUUCUAUGCACUUGGCUAUAAAUUGGAUCAUGAACUAUUACGCGUGGGUUUUUCCUUCCAUUUCUAUAGGGGUGCACAGAUCACUGUUACUGUUUCUUCAGUUAAUAAGUUGCCAAAGUUGCAUGCGGUCGAUGAGGCUGAGCCAGUCACCCCAGGCAUACAAUUAGUUGAAGUAACAGCUCCUGCUACAUCUGAUAACUAUGGUGAAGUUGUAACAGCUGUCUCUUCCUUCUGUGAAUACCUUGCCCCGUUGCUGCAUCUAUCUAAACCUGGUAUAUCUACCGGGGUAGUCCCAACUGCUGCUGCUGCUGCUGCAUCUCUGAUGUCUGAUGGUGGAGGCACAACUGUGUAGCUUCUGCUGAGCUGGGUUUGGUAGGUUUACAGAAGUGAUUCGUUUUACAAGUUGAAUUAGUUUGAAAUGUGAUCGUCUCUUUCCUUCAAACAUGAAGAUAUUGCUUUUAUAGCUGUUACUGUUACAUUUGUAUCCUUGAUUCCUGCAAUCAUCUGCUGCUGCUGCUGCCCUCAUGCUUUGUUUUCACCUCAGUCAGCUGCUGGCUCCGGAUUAAGCCCUUUGUUUGGUAUAAGUUUAUAUCAGACUUAAAUUGUGUUCCUAGGAUGUGUUGAUACACCUUGUGGCUAGUAGGGCGUCGUGUUUCUGACAUGGUUUCUCCUUGUCUACAUACUUGAAUAGUGACUAACGUUUUAAUGUUGUUACAUUAUACUCUUUUUGCGCAAAGUAUUUUGAAGCGUACAGUUUAUAUUCUUUAUAACAUAAUUUGCCGUUGUUUGAGA
Spinacia oleracea (spinach) is the source of this 1391-nucleotide messenger RNA. Its product is annotated as mediator of RNA polymerase II transcription subunit 18. Bases 298 to 951 code for a protein of 217 amino acids. Gene Ontology annotation, biological process: termination of RNA polymerase II transcription; regulation of transcription by RNA polymerase II. Gene Ontology annotation, molecular function: transcription coregulator activity. Gene Ontology annotation, cellular component: core mediator complex; mediator complex. The record is from RefSeq and is a predicted model, not a curated record. The transcript is spliced from 6 exons. Lineage: Eukaryota; Viridiplantae; Streptophyta; Magnoliopsida; Caryophyllales; Amaranthaceae.